This is a messenger RNA of Ctenocephalides felis (cat flea), 687 nucleotides long. RefSeq names its product myoneurin-like. Gene Ontology annotation, biological process: regulation of transcription by RNA polymerase II. NCBI's taxonomy places the organism in Eukaryota, Metazoa, Arthropoda, Insecta, Siphonaptera, Pulicidae. The coding region runs from base 1 to 687 and encodes 228 amino acids. Gene Ontology annotation, cellular component: nucleus. The transcript has a single exon. Gene Ontology annotation, molecular function: RNA polymerase II transcription regulatory region sequence-specific DNA binding; DNA-binding transcription factor activity, RNA polymerase II-specific. The record is from RefSeq and is a predicted model, not a curated record.
AUGUUAACACACCAGGAUAAAGACCCAAUAAUUAAAUGUAAAUACUGCACAGCUAAAUUUACUACACAGGAAGAAUAUAAGCAACAUACAUUAGACUAUCAUGCUGAAGAUAUGGAUGAGGAUUAUCCUAUAUUACCAAGGAAAAGUUAUAAAAAGUCUAUAAGCAAAACAGAUUCUGGUGCUGAAGAGGAAAAGGAGAAAGAGCGCACUCCACGAGAGCGAAAUAAACAUCACAAAUGCCCAUAUUGUGAAGUAGUAUGCAAAUCAGCUAUGAAGCUUAAAGAACAUAAACGGACACAUGUUGGAGAAAAACCUUUUGUUUGCCACAUUUGUCAAAAACCAUUCAAACAAACUGUGUCCUUGGAGUCUCAUAUCAGGAGGCAUGCUGAAGAUAAGUCUUUGCAAUGUGAUCAUUGCCAAAAAAUUUGUGCUUCAAAGUCUGAUCUCAAUAGGCACAUUAAAACAGAUCAUAGCGAUGUAAAACAUUUUGAAUGCGCAAUUUGCAAUAAAGAAUUUCCUACCAAACUAAAGCUUGACAAACAUGUGUUGAAACAUGAAAAGGAAGAUGAAGAAUUAUCUCAGACAUCAAAGGAAGGUAAAGAAAAGAAAAUACCUUCUACAAAGGAUUUAUUCAAAAGCAUAGCACCUAUCACUUCUACAUACUGGUCUGAUUCAUAUUCAGAUUAA